AUGUCAGACCCAAUCGUCGACAUCCACACCCACGUCUACACACCAGCAUACCUGGCCAUGCUCCGAGCACGCAAAAAAGUGCCCUAUGUCCACGAUCCUGCCAACGGAGCAGACUCUCGCUUAAUCAUCCUCGCAUCUGAUGACGAUAGUAGCACACCUCUUGACCAGCGCGGUCGUCCUGUUGAUGCAUCUUAUUCCGAUAUUGAGGUCAAACUCGCCUUUAUGAGACGGCAUGGUAUCACUACAAGCGUCAUAUCGCUAGCAAACCCCUGGCUAGAUUUCCUAGAGGUAGACGAUGCGCAGGUCUGGUCAGAAAGAAUAAACAAUGAUCUCGAAAAUACCUGCGCAAAAGUCAACAAGGAUACAGGAACUACCAGCAAUGUGAAAACACUCUACGCAUUCGGUGCCUUACCGCUCUCCGCACCAGAUCCAUCCAUAAUCGUCAACGAAAUCAAUCGUCUCAAAACCCUGCCACACAUGCGUGGCGUGAUUAUGGGUACAUCAGGUCUCGGAAAGGGUCUCGACGAUCCAGCUCUAGAUCCCGUCUGGGCUGCUCUAGAAGAAACUCAAACCUUACUCUUCCUUCACCCCCACUACGGUCUUCCAGAUGAGGCAUUCGGUGGUCCGGAAGUAACACAACGAUACGGUCAUGUCCUUCCAUUGGCGCUUGGUUUCCCGCUUGAGACUACUAUUGCGGUGACUAGAAUGCUUUUAUCGGGGGUUUUUGAUCGGUUUUCCAAUCUCAAGGUUCUUUUGGCGCAUUCGGGUGGUACUUUGCCGUUUUUGGCGGGGAGGAUUGAGAGUUGUAUUGCUCAUGAGAGAAAGUUUGUUGCGAAUGGGGGGAGUACGCAGGGCCCUGUUAGGGAUGUUUGGACGGUAUUGAACACGAAUAUUUACCUUGAUGCGGUGGUGUAUGGUGAAGCGGGUUUGAAAGCAGCUAUACAUGCAGCUGGUGGCCAUGAGAGGCUUUUGUUUGGUACCGACAAUCCAUUCUUCCCACCACUUUCCGAAGGGGACGUUGCCUGGCCCAGUGUUACAACAAACUACAAGGCAAUCGAAGGAACUCUGAGUACCGAUAAAGAGGCCAUUAGAGCAGUCCUCGGUGGUAACGCCAUUCGUAUUCUCAAUCUUAAUUAA
Messenger RNA from Talaromyces stipitatus ATCC 10500, 1137 nucleotides. Its product is annotated as 2-amino-3-carboxymuconate-6-semialdehyde decarboxylase, putative. Gene Ontology annotation, molecular function: carboxy-lyase activity; hydrolase activity. Bases 1 to 1137 code for a protein of 378 amino acids. The record is from RefSeq and is a predicted model, not a curated record. Gene Ontology annotation, cellular component: cytosol; cytoplasm. The transcript has 2 exons. Gene Ontology annotation, biological process: secondary metabolic process. Lineage: Eukaryota; Fungi; Ascomycota; Eurotiomycetes; Eurotiales; Trichocomaceae.